This is a messenger RNA of Linum trigynum, 5065 nucleotides long. NCBI's taxonomy places the organism in Eukaryota, Viridiplantae, Streptophyta, Magnoliopsida, Malpighiales, Linaceae. The record is from the annotation of a GenBank genome assembly.
CGAUUUUGACUGCAUUGCCCACUGACACCAUAUUCUGCUCGCUUUGCUGGUUUUGAUGCAAGCCAUGGAUUUGCACCCACAUAGUCAGCUUUUCCAUAAGAAUAUCUUUCGGGUUUCCUCUUCCGUUGUACUUUUCAAUAGCUGUUAGAGUAUUGGACAAGCUCCAUGGUUUGUCCCUCCAGAUUCUCUCCCUUGUUUCCUCAUUAUUGAAAGUGAAUAAGAAGAUGUUUUGAGAGUCAGUAGGUUGAACAUUCAUCUCUCCAUACCCUCCCCAAGCAUAGCGUGUUGCACCUGUCGCCUUUGCCAGAGCCACCUUAUUCUCUGUCAACAUCUUCCCAGCAACAUAGCCAUUCCCCUGCCUCCUGAAGAUGAAAGGUUUGGGCGACCACCUCUGCCUCUUGCAGAAGAUGGUAUGAGGAUGCUCUCCCCUCUUGGUUUUGUUUGGAACUCUGCUUCUAUUGAUAUCCAUGGGAUACAGUGGGUAAUUCAUGGUUUAAGUGAUUGUGUUUUUGCAGGGGAUAGAAGAUUGAAAUUCAGGUAGCAGACGGUGCGGAGGUGAAGAUUUCUUAUGCAGAUAGGUCCGCUUCUUCCAUCUAUUUUGGCCUCUUUAUGGAUUCUCCACCGUAGGUGUGCUUCACCGCCCUUUUGUUGUUGGUGGUUGUCUCUCUUGUCAAAGCAUUCAUUAUACGUAUCUUUACUAAUUCUAACCCCCCUCUGCUUAUUCCUAUCCGUGGCAAGGCACUUGGCUCAAGGCUCCGUCCUCCCUGUCAUCGAUUAUUUCCAGAGAUUGUAGAGUAGAUCCUCCUAGAUCUUCUAUUCCGUCAUAUCCCUCUUCUCUUCCUCUUACUCUAACAUAGUAAAGUUGACUCCCAAAAGUCUGGUGGCUUCCAAAUUGUUCCUUCCCAAAAUCCAGAACAGAGCUUCCCCUGUGUUGUCCAAUCCCUUUUAGAAUCUCUACUGUUGGGGGUUGAAUACUUCUACCCAACUCUUGUUGGUCAUAAGUAUGGCAUACAUCAUUACUAAGAUCCGUUGGAGAGUAGAGGGAAAAGUUAUGUUAGAGAGAGAGAGAUGAGACAGACAUUGGGUUAAUUCACUAAGAUCAACAACUCAGAGGAUUGGUCUCUUGUCAUCCUUGUAAGAAAAUCCUAAUUUAAUUAUUCGAAAGUCAAGGUGCCCUAGGUUGCUCUGAGACCAAGACAAGUACAAACUAAACAUGCAACCAAUAUAAAACACAUAUAUUGAGUUAUCUAUGAAGGUUUUCAUGACCUAUUUCAAUCUAAUAUCCUCUCCAGUAUUAUGAUAAUUUUCACCUUUAGAGGUGCACUAGGUGGCAUACGAAUAGUUAAACACUCAUACUGUCACGAUUACCCUUUGAAACUAAUACUCAAAUUGGUGUUCAUUUUCCGUACGAAAAGUUGGUUACCAUCAAUCCCAUAUAGAGGAAACAGGGGCGGCCAGCUCUUAGGCUUCGUGUACAGCGGAGGAAAAGAGGCCCUCGGAGACAGAGUAGAGUAACUCUUGCCGGUGACGGCAAAAUCAAAGAAAACCUGACGGUAAGUCUGUGAGGGGUUCGUUUGGUUUUGAUUUUUCUUGUUUAUUGCCAAUUCUGACUAUGAUAUCUUUGUUUAUUGCCAAUUCUUUGAUUUGGAAAGUGGUUUAUGGUAUUGAUGCUUGAUUGCGUUGGAAUGAGGUGGAGCAUGCCAGGUAAGAAAGUUAAAAAACAGAAUACAGAGCAAAAUAUGGAAUUAUGUUUGCAAUACAUUUAGAUAGAAGUAUAUAAAUUAUGAAAAGUGAAAUGCUAGUUGACAGAAAGUAAAGAACUCUUAUUUUUCUAGAUUAUGAUUCUGCCAACAUAUGGUUUGCUAGUACUGUAAAGAAAACUGAAAAUGAGAUGAUUAUGAUGAUUGAUAUAGAUGGUUAAAAACCUUUCUCUUUGUAGUUUGGGGGUGAUUGCUCUUUUCCCAAACUUUGCUUGCUGUCUUGUUGCUGCUUCCUUCUUUGUAGUUUCGUUGUUGUAUGUGUUGGUGUCUGUUUUUUUGUGUAAGCUUCCUUUAGCAGUGGGUGUUCUUAGUCUGAUUUGGAUACUGGGAUUUUUCAUAAUGGUGUGUUCUUUGGAUGCUGUUUGUUUGUGUGGGUUUAUGAGCUGGUAUAAGAACAAAGAAACUCUGAAGGGUCUUUGUUCCGUCUUUUUCUGAGUAGUUAACAAGAAGGAAAAAAUUAGAGUAUUUUGCUGAGAUUUAUUGCUCUUUCUUUCUGUCUAUUUUGGUUUUGGUUGAGGAAGGGAAGUUUUAAAGAGUUCUUCUCUGUUUUUUUAGAACAAUAAGAAUAGGAAGAAAGAACCCCAUGUAAGGAAAAAGGAAGAUCCCAAAGAAGAAGCCUGCUGUUUUUCUCUACUGUUGGUGGGUGAGGAAGAAGAAAAAAGAAAGAAAGAAAGAAAGAGGAGGAAGAAGAAGAAAGCCGACCCUUAUGAUGAAGGGAAGUAAAAAGCGUGGGGAAGAAGAAAGAGAAGUGAGCAGAGGCAUGGAGAAGAAGAAGGAAAUCACCAGCCUAUUUUUUGGGAAUCGGUCCGGUCCACAGAAGCUGUCGUGAGAUAGGGGUUUUUUUAUUAUAUGAGAGCCAGCUUGUUCCCCAAGUAUGGAACAGUGUUGGAGUUGGGUCGGACCGGGUGGGUUUGGUCGGACCAGUCUGGGUUUGGUUGGACCAAUUUCUGACCAGUUUGACUUUGUCUACUAGGCCUGACCAGGUUGACUUUUGGGCUUGGUCCAAAUUGACUUUGGACUUUGAUUUAGGCCUAAAUUUAUUUUAUUGUUGUAUUGUGUUUGUAAAUUUAAUGUAAUAACUAUUUAACAAUGAUUAUGUGAUGGCAUUGUGCUUGUAGAAUUAUUUAUAUUUGAUUUAAUUCCAAUUAAGUUUAGUACCCAAUCAUUGCAAGAGCCGAAGUCUUAGCAUCAAUUAUAUGAUCAUCCGAUUUGUUUAACCGAAGCAUGUCAAUACUAUCAAAUUGUACUGUGAUUUGCAAAAUGCUAAUCGCAUUAUUCCAAAUUAAACCAAAUAAGAUUUGUUAUUGUGAUCUCAUUCAGUUAUGACAAACAAAACUCAAUCGAAGCGCUACAAAUAUGUUUUAGCUUGAAGAUCAUUUAAGAUUCGCUAUUGCAAAUCUUCAAUACAAACUAAAUUUUGUUUAAUUAAAUUGGUUUUAACCCGGACAAAAAGUGGUGUCUACAGAAGCAAUCAAUCGUCUUGGUACAAGCAGAAUUUAAUUCUAAAACAGGGCAGCCCCUAUUUAUGCUUUGCAGGUGCUGUUCGUAGCUAGAUUGCGAUGGAAAACGUGGUUGGAGCUAAGCAAUUGAUAGAGGGAAGUUCCAAGGCCCAACAACCUCGAUUUUGUGGCAAAGAAAAGCCUCCAGCAGUCGUCAUCAAGUAUAGAGAGUCCGACGAAUAGCGAGACAAUUUGUUUCACAGUCGAUGCUUGGUCGAAGGGAAAUUAUUAUCGCUCGUGAUCAACGGAGGCUCCUGUGCAAAUGUCAUAAGUCUAAACGCGGUCCAGAAGCUCGGAUUAACGACACAAAGGCAUCCAGAGCCUUACCAACUCGGCUGGAUCAACAAACACAGUACGAUUAAUGUCACGAAGCAAAUCGUAGUUCGUUUGCAAAUCGGCGGUUACGAAUACGAGGUUAAUUGCGAUGUGGUGCCAAUGAAUUGUGUUCAUAUGAUGUUGGGAAGACCGUGGCAAUUUGAUCGCGAAGUUGCUCAUGAUUUUCGAAUACAUCAAUUCAAAUUUUGGCAUUACGGUAGGAAGAUAGUUCUGAAACCUCUUUUGCCGGAUGAAGUUUAUGGUGAUUUGAAGCAGAUGGAGGAGAAUAGGAACGAGGGAAAGAGCGUUCAAGCUCAGUUGUGGGUUCAGAGACGAGUGGGCUUCAGUUUCAUGAGCUUUAGGAAGCUUCAAAAGGAAGAUUUUUUACCUGAACCCACUGCCCAGAACGUCCCCUGUUCUAUUUCCGCAAAACAGAGUGUCGCGUUUCGUAGCUUGGCCAACGACGAAGGAGGACAGCCGGAGUCCGACACAGCUAGAAACGAGUCAUUGGAGGUUGGAGGAACGACUAUGAAUCGAGGGAAAGCUCCUAAUCCUGUUGAAGAUGAUCGACUUCCUCCGUCGACGAGAUUGCCGCAAAUCAGCCAUGUUCCCGCGGAGCAGAGUAAGAGAGAGAACCAAUGGGAUGGACUCACUAGCAAUUAUUCGAACUUUGCCACCAUUGCCAAAACUCUUGCUCCGACUCCAGAAACGUUAGAAGAAGCCUCGUUGGAUUGGAAUGCACCUGGAUUUGACGAUCCAAUCGUCAAGAAAACGCCUCUGUUUUUUACGAAAAGCGAGGACAAGGACCCUCUCUUGGAUGGAGCUAUCCAGCUCGAUUUGAGAAAAUCCAACGUCGUAGAAUCAUCACAUGAGGUACGAGGAAUGAUUAAAAGCAUUCAAUUUGUCCCGACGAAGUAUGAAUCUAAAACGCCCAAUUUCCAAUUGAGAUUUCUGGGUUUCGAAAUUUUGAAUGUGGCCGACGGCGGGAAUGUAAAACUCAUCGAUUUGACGAUGAUGGUGAUGACUCGAGCUAUGGGAAGGUUCCAAAAUUACAAUUGGAAGCCUGAGAAUCGUGUGGAGUAGGUGAAUUGGAUUGGGGAUGCCUCAAUUCAAAACCCCCCAAUUUGUUUGAGCAAGAACGUGUACGAGAGCGACGUCCAACGACCUGGGUAUUGUUCCGAUCAAAUUCUGGCAAAAUUGAAUGAUGAGGUAGGUGUAUUUCAAACCCAGAAAUUAUUUACAACAUCUAUGAAAUCUUCAAAGGUCGCGGAAGACAUCGAAGCUAAAUUUGACGUUGUCAAUUUUCUGUAGAAUAACAUGUUUGAGCAGCCCACUUUCGAUUCAAUUUGGGAUCAAUUUAUUCUACGAAUCGAUAAAAGAAAGGCCAAAGUGUUGAGGGCAACACUUUUUCAAGAGGGAGGGUCUGAUAUGAUCCCAAAUUGUCAACCAUUCACGUCACAAUUACUUGACAAAGAAACUAUUGAAGUUGGG